Messenger RNA from Oncorhynchus masou masou (cherry salmon), 5173 nucleotides. Its product is annotated as receptor tyrosine-protein kinase erbB-4-like. Gene Ontology annotation, molecular function: ATP binding; transmembrane receptor protein tyrosine kinase activity; epidermal growth factor receptor binding. The record is from RefSeq and is a predicted model, not a curated record. Bases 281 to 4549 code for a protein of 1422 amino acids. Gene Ontology annotation, cellular component: plasma membrane; signaling receptor complex; basal plasma membrane. Lineage: Eukaryota; Metazoa; Chordata; Actinopteri; Salmoniformes; Salmonidae. Gene Ontology annotation, biological process: multicellular organism development; positive regulation of kinase activity; cell surface receptor protein tyrosine kinase signaling pathway. The transcript has 30 exons.
GCAUGAUGAGCAUUGCUUUACUAUUUUGACAAGCCAUAUUACAGCGCUACUUUGGAACCUGGUUGGAAGCAAAUCAAUCUGUUUGAACUUUUAUUCACGAGACAUAAAUAAACCAGACCGGGAGAAGAAGUAGUUGGACUAAUUAGCCUACUAACCCAAAAUCAAUAACCUAACUGUAAACUGACACAACAAGCUACGUCUACAUUUUCAUCUUUUUCAAUCCGAAAGGGUUUUUGCUUCUGGACAUGUGAAUCAAAGGAGUUAUUGAGAACCCCUGAAAAUGAAGCUACUAGCAUCGGUUCUGUGUUGCUUCGGCUUUCUGCUCACUUCUGCGAUGUUUCGGACAAGCUCUUCACAAGCAGUAUGCGCGGGCACAGAGAACAAGCUGAGUACUCUGUCGGACCUGGAGCAGCAGUACCGCACCUUGAGAAAGUACUACGAGAACUGUGAGGUUGUCAUGGGUAACCUGGAGAUCACCAGCAUCGACCGCUCCAGAGACCUCUCCUUCCUCAGGUCUAUCCGGGAGGUGACAGGCUAUGUGCUGGUGGCUCUGAACCAGUUUGACUACCUGCCGCUGGAGAACCUGAGGAUCAUCAGAGGAACUAAGAUGUAUGAAGACCGCUACGCUCUGGCGAUCUUCCUCAACUACCGCAGAGAUGGGAACUUUGGCCUGCGCCAGCUGGGACUGAAGAACCUCACAGAGAUCCUACAAGGCGGUGUGUAUGUCGACCAGAAUAAGUUCCUGUGCCAUGCAGACACCAUCCACUGGCAAGAUAUCGUCAAGAACGCCCGCGUCAGCCCUCUGGUGGUGCCCACCAAUAGCAGUGUUACAUGCCAGAAGUGUCACAAAUCCUGUAACGGUCGCUGUUGGGGCCCCAAGGAGGACCAGUGUCAAAGCUUGACUAAGACUGUGUGUGCUGAGCAGUGUGACGGUCGCUGUUUCGGACCCUGGGUUAGUAACUGCUGCCAUCGCGAGUGUGCAGGUGGAUGUUCCGGACCCAAGGAUACGGACUGCUUCGCGUGCACCAACUUCAACGACAGCGGGGCUUGUGUGACCCAGUGUCCCCAGCCCUUUGUGUACAACCCCACCACCUUCCAGCUGGAAAGCAACCCCAGAGCCAAGUACACCUAUGGUGCCUUCUGCGUCAAGAAGUGCCCACAUAACUUUGUGGUGGACCACAGCUCCUGUGUGAGGGCUUGUCCCAGCAACAAGAUGGAGGUGGAGCAGAACCGCAUCAAGAUGUGCAUCGCCUGCACUGACAUCUGUCCUAAAGCCUGUGAUGGUAUAGGUACAGCCAGUCUGCAGUCUGCUCAGACCGUGGACUCCAGCAACAUAGAGAAGUUCACCAACUGUACCAAGAUCAAUGGAAACCUGGUCUUCCUCAUCACUGGCAUUAAAGGGGAUGUGUACCACAACAUUAAAGCUUUGGAUCCAGAGAAGCUGAAUGUGUUCCGGACUGUUAAGGAGAUCACAGGUUUCCUGAACAUCCAGUCGUGGCCAGAGAACAUGACAGACCUGAGUGUCUUCUCCAAUCUGGCAACCAUAGGAGGCAGAGCUCUAUACAGUGGUAUCUCUCUCCUUGUGUUGAAGCAGCAGUGGAUCUCGUCCCUCCAGCUCCAGUCCCUGAAUGAGAUCAGUGCUGGUAACGUGUACAUCACCAAUAACAGUCAGCUGUGCUACUACAACACCGUCAACUGGACCGGCCUGUUCAGAGCCAACAACCAGAAGGUCCUCAUACGCAACAACAGAGACCCUAAAGAGUGCACUACUGAGCAGAUGGUGUGUGACCCUCUGUGUUCGGACGCUGGCUGCUGGGGGCCAGGACCAGACCAGUGCCUAUCCUGUCGCUACUUUAUUAGGGGACGCAUCUGUGUGGACACCUGCAAUCUCUAUGAAGGCCUGAUAGGCUCUAGGUCCAGGCAGCCGUCGGGACCCUUCGUGGUCGAGAAGCGUGAGGCCAGUUUGGAGAGGGAGGUGCGUGAGUAUGACAACGGCUCGGUGUGUGUGGAGUGUGAUGCCCAGUGUGAGAGAGCAGAUGGUGAAUCCCUGACCUGUCAUGGCCCGGGUCCGGAUCACUGUGUGAAGUGUCUCCACUUUAAAGAUGGUCCUAACUGUGUGGAGAAGUGUCCCGACGGCCUUCAAGGGGCCAACAGCUUCAUCUUUAAAUAUGCCGAGGCCAACAACGAGUGUCAUCCCUGUCACUCCAACUGCACUCAGGGGUGUAUUGGACCCAGACUGCAGGAUUGUAUUGGCAUGAUGGACAGGACUCCCCUGAUUGCAGCCGGGGUGAUAGGUGGCCUCUUCGUGGUGGUCAUCGUGGCUCUGAGCGGAGCCGUGUCCGUCCGCAGGAAGAGCAUCAAGAAGAAGAGAGCCCUGCGACGCUUCCUCGAGACAGAGCUGGUGGAGCCACUAACACCUAGUGGUACAGCCCCUAACCAGGCCCAGCUCCGCAUCCUCAAAGAGACUGAACUCAAGAGGGUCAAGAUACUGGGCUCGGGGGCCUUCGGCACCGUCUACAAGGGUAUCUGGGUCCCGGAGGGCGAGACUGUGAAGAUCCCAGUGGCCAUCAAGAUCCUGAACGAGGCAACGGGACCGAAGGCCAACGUGGAGUUCAUGGACGAGGCUCUGAUCAUGGCCAGCAUGGAACACCCUCACCUGGUCCGUCUCCUGGGGGUCUGCCUGAGCCCCACCAUCCAGCUGGUCACCCAGCUCAUGCCCCAUGGCUGCCUGCUCGAUUACGUCCACGAAUACAAGGACAACAUCGGCUCCCAGCUGCUGCUCAACUGGUGUGUCCAGAUCGCCAAGGGUAUGAUGUACCUGGAGGAGAGGAGACUGGUGCACAGAGACCUAGCAGCCCGUAACGUGCUGGUCAAGUCCCCCAACCACAUCAAGAUCACUGACUUUGGUCUGGCUCGGCUGCUGGACAUCAAUGAGAAGGAGUACAAUGCUGACGGGGGCAAGAUGCCAAUCAAGUGGAUGGCCUUGGAGUGUAUUCACUACAGGAAGUUUACCCACCAGAGUGACGUGUGGAGCUAUGGGGUGACAAUUUGGGAACUGAUGAUGUUCGGGGGGAAGCCCUAUGAUGGCAUUCCGACCCGGGACAUCCCAGACCUGUUGGAGAAGGGAGAGCGUCUUCCCCAACCUCCCAUCUGCACCAUAGAUGUAUACAUGGUCAUGGUCAAAUGUUGGAUGAUAGACGCAGACAGCAGGCCCAAGUUCAAGGAGCUGGCUGCAGAGUUCUGUAGGAUGGCCCGGGACCCCCAGCGUUACCUGGUCAUCCAGGGCGAUGACCGUAUGAAGCUGCCCAGCCCCAACGACAGUACGUUCUUCCAGAGCCUGCUGGAUGAGGAGGAGCUGGAGGAUCUGAUGGAUGCUGAGAAGUACCUGGUCCCUCACGCCUUUAAUGUCCCACCGCUGGCAUACACACCCAGGACACACGUUGAUUCCAACAGGAACCAGUUUGUGUACCAAGACCCUAGUUUCGAUAUGGAGGACAUGUUGGGGACCAUCCCGCGGGUGCUGUCCCUGUCCCCAGGGGACCAGUCUGCAGGGGGGCAGGGCGGUAGCGGCUCGGAGCACCAACGCUUCGAGGACCAGCGCUGUAACGGCACACUGAGGAAGCAGGCAACUCCCCGGCCCGCGGGACCUCCUGGUUCAGACGGAGCACCAGCCUCAGGUCCAGUGGAGAGCAGCAGUGGACAGCGCUACAGUGCAGACCCCACCAUCAAGCUGGGGGAGAGAGGAGCUCGAGGAGACACCGACCAGGAUGGAUACCUGACCGCCAUGAGGGAGAAGGCCACCUCAGACUAUCUCAACCCUGUGGAGGAGAAUCCAUUUGUGACUCGUCUGAGGAAUGGAGCUGCCUUAACCCUGGACAGCUGUAACCCCUAUCAGGUGGCACCCAGCGGCCCCCAACAGGCCGGCUCUGGCCCCAGAGUGGAGGACGAAUACGUCAACGAGCCCCUCUACCUCAACACCUUCCACAACCCCGGAGUUGGAGACUACAGUGACUACACCCUGAAGAAGAAUGGGUUCACUGGAGGACACAACCCUGCCCUCGCCACCCUGGUAAGCCAACCAGGCGCCACUGGUCUCACCACUGGUCAAUCAGGCACCUCCCAGGCAGGAAACCCUGGUCACAACGUCCAGGCAGCCCAUGCCCAUGGAGUCUCUGCACAACCAGGAUACUCUGUUCCUCCAGGCCUCGGUACAGCCGGCACCCACCCAGGACACCCCUCCCACCUAGCCCACCCCGGGUAUACCCUUCACCCCAGCCUCACAGGCACCAUCAUGUUGGACAAGAAGAAUAGACAAGACAAGAACAAGACUUUUGACAAUCCAGAGUACUGGCAGCAUAGCCUCCCUCCCAAGGCCACCCUGCAUAACCCUGAGUACUUGCAGGACUGCAGCACACGCUUCUUCUACCGGCAGAACGGCCGCAUCCGGCCCGCCGUGGCCGAGAACCAGGAGUACCUGACAGAGUUCGCCCUGAAACCUGGGACCGUGCUGCCGCCCCCACCCUACAGACAGCGGAACACUGUGGUGUAACGGGGAGGACGAUGAGGAGGAAAGAGGGUCUGGGCCAGGAAAGGUGGAAGACAAGGGGAGGAGGAGGGGAGGAUGGGAAGUCCCUCUCUCACUCAGCCACACAAUAUUUACGUAUCAAUCCUGGUUCCCUUCACCAGCACUGGACUGACACAUCUGAACUGACACUGGAUUACAGUAACAUUACAGUAAUAUUAUAUUAUAAGACAUAGUGCUGAGAGCCUCCCACCUUCUACGAACCCAGGACUGAUGUUGUCCUCCCUGUCUGUCUAUGUCCUCUACACUGGAUUACAGUAACAUUAAACAGAAUUACUACAGUAAUAUUACGGUAAUAUACACUGAAAGUUUUCACAGAUUCACCUGUAACUGAAUACCCGAGACCCGAUCCGAGACCCGAGAGGGGUCGGAUCCAGAAUUCUAAAUAAUGUCACGGGUCAGAUUUGAUAUGAUUGUCACGGGUCUCGGGUAUGUGUAAUUUCAACUAACUUGUCCGGAAGGACCCGUAAAGAUCCAAACGCGACUGCUGCAGAAGAGAGGGAGAGAGAGAAAUUGCGUAAUUUAUGCUGCUACUCUUGCUUUUCACGAGAGUGCUGCGUGUAGCUUGUUGUUUUUGUUGGCCAAUCAUAG